This is a messenger RNA of Engraulis encrasicolus (European anchovy), 2195 nucleotides long. Its product is annotated as zinc finger protein 883-like. NCBI's taxonomy places the organism in Eukaryota, Metazoa, Chordata, Actinopteri, Clupeiformes, Engraulidae. The record is from RefSeq and is a predicted model, not a curated record. The transcript is spliced from 8 exons. Bases 73 to 2100 code for a protein of 675 amino acids.
UUAAUUUUGACGUUGGAGGUGAUCUGCCGCAUGUUGUUGACUGAAGUUCGGAGUGACAGUUGACCAGCCAACAUGGACUUUGAGAUAAGGGACGUAUUCAGUGUCGACGUGAAUCAAACGCGGAAGUGCUCUGAACUCGAGAAAGCCCGAGAAUGCAUCAAUGAAGCUUUACAGUUCCUGAUUCCAUACAGAGACUCGGUCAUAGAGAUCAGUGGUGUGUUGGAAUACAUUAGGCUUCGUAAGGCUGUGGAUGUGCAAGUCUGCAUUCACCUCCAGAAGGCAAACCAGUUCAUCACAGAAGCACUACAGAGUGGAGUCCAGCAGAACACAGCUCUGAUUCAGGAAGAGACUGAAAGGCUGUGGGACAAGCCCACUGUUGUGAAAGGGGAAGACCUGCAGGGUCUCAUCAUGGGGAUUCGAGAAGUUGAGGUGGAUGAGACUCCUGCAAAGGCCGUUGCUACUGCUGAUGCAUGUCCUGAUAAAUCUGAAGUGCAAGUAGAUGACACUGCUGCUGAUGCUGGUGGAGCUGACGCUCCAACACAGCAGACCACAUCCACCUUCUUAUCUGCUGCUGUCAAAGCCGAACUUUUGCAGGAAUCAGACGUCGCUCCAGCCCUUAGGUCUGAGGUGAUUGGCUCUUCUCCAGAUCUGGUGUCCCUAUUUCAGCUAAAGAGAUUAUCAGUGCGACUGGUUGACUGCCGAGCAUCUCCAGGGCAACAAGAAACAAACAAAGAUGGAGAAAAACCCAAAUCUGAGAAGGGCCAUGACUGCCAUCAGAGUGGUAGAAGAAUUUCAAAGGAAAGCUGUUUGAGAAUACGCCAGGCCGUGGAAGCUAGAGACAAGCCCCACCGUUGUCAGCAAUGUCAUAAAGGUUUCUCGCACGAAUGGAAUCUCAGACGGCACCAGCGCCUUCACGCUGGAGAGAGGUCUUACUCCUGCACACAGUGUGCGAAAACCUUCUCACUGGAGGAGGAUCUCGUAAAACAUCGGCACAUUCACACAGUGGAGCAGCCGCAUCGAUGUGGACAGUGUGGGAAAGGAUUCACGCGGGCAACAAAUCUCAAAAGGCACCAGCGCGUUCACACUGGAGAAAAGCCGUACCAGUGUGAACAGUGUGGGAGACGCUUUACUGCGGCGUACAGUCUCACGAUGCACCAGCAGGUUCACACUAGACACAAGUGCCAACAGUGUGGGAAAAGCUUCUCGCUGGAGGAAGAUCUCGUAAAGCACCAGGUCAUUCACACAGUGAAGAAGCCGCAUGUGUGUGGACAGUGCGGGAAAGCGUUCUCUGUGCUACGCUAUCUCCGAGUGCACCAACGUGUUCACACUGGAGAGCAGCCCUACCAGUGUGGGCAGUGUGGGAGACGUUUUUCGGUGGCGAGCAAUCUCCGGGUUCACCAGCGCAUCCACUCGGGACUCAAGCCCUACCAGUGUGGACAGUGUGGAAAGAGCUUUUCGGUGCAAGUGCAUCUCCAAUAUCACCAGCAUGUACACACACCGGACAAUACGUACCAAUGUCUCGUGUGUCAGAAAACGUUUUCGCGGCCUUCGACUCUCCAACAACACCAGGUCCUUCACACUGGAGAGAAACGGUUCCAAUGCGGCCACUGUGGGAGAAGGUUUGCACAGGCAGGAUAUCUGAGGCUACACGAGUACAUUCACAAAGAGGUCAAGCCCUACCAAUGCAUAGAAUGUGGGAAGGGUUUUGCACAGUCAGGUGAUCUGGCAGCACACCAGCGCAUUCACACCGGGGAAAAACCAUUCCAAUGCAAUCAGUGUGGCAAGCGCUUCACACGGGGACAACACCUCAGAGUUCACCAGCUCUGUCACACGGGGGAGAAGAAUCACCACUGUGGACAGUGUGGGAAGCGCUUCUUACGGGUGUACGAUCUCCAAAAACACGAAACCAUUCACAUGGAAGAGAAGCCCUUCCACUGUCAGAAGUGUGACAAGCGUUUUUCACAGGCGCAGCAACUCAGAAUUCACCGGCGCGUUCACACCGGAGAGAGACCUUACACCUGUCAUCAGUGUGGCAAAAGUUUCUCACAGGUUGGAAAUCUCAAACGUCACCUCAAGGGAAGACGCUGUUCACCGGAGUGACACGGAAACCAUGAUCUGGACAUCGCAAACGCACCAACACUUUCAGGCAUCUCCAAGCACGUUUGGUUAUUCCCCACUCAGAUGUCCUUUGUCCC